Molecule: messenger RNA, 756 nt
Organism: Paracoccidioides brasiliensis Pb18
Exons: 2
Coding region: 1-756 (251 amino acids)
Source: RefSeq, a predicted model, not a curated record
AUGCAUAUCUCAGCCAUCGCCGUUGCUGUCUCGGCUCUUGCAGUCUCCGUCAGUGCCGCUGUACCUGGCAAUUACGGUGAACAGCCACCCACAUACCCAGCUCCCUCCACCUCGGUUGCCCCAACUUACCCAGCUGAGCCAACCUACCCAGCCGAGCCAACAUACCCAGCCGAGCCAACAUACCCAGCUGAGCCAACCUACCCAGCCGAGCCAACCUAUCCAGCUGAGCCAUCUUACCCGACCGAGCCCGAGCCAACCUAUCCAGCUGAGCCAUCUUACCCAACCGAGCCCGAGCCAACCUAUCCAGCUGAGCCAUCUUACCCAACCGAGCCCGAGCCAACCUAUCCAGCUGAACCAUCUUACCCAACUGAGCCCGAGCCAUCCUCAUACCCAACCGCCGUCCCAACCUACCCAGAGGAGACCAUCCCAAGCUACCCAACUGACACUCCCACAGACGUUCCCCAUUACCCGACCGGGACCCCAUCUGUGGAACCCACGUAUCCUGCCCACACCCCGUCGAGCUACCCAGUUGGGCACCCCAAACCAAGCUACAGUGCCACUCCCAUCCCCCCCGGAAGUGUUCCUCCCACCUAUCCUAUCGGCACCAAGCCACCAGUUGUCUACCCGACUGGCACUGGUGUCUACCCGACUGGCACUCCCGUCCCCACCUAUCCCCCUGGUGACUCUGGCGCUUUCUCCGCUGGCGUUCCCGUCGGCCUAGGCCUUGCUGCUGCUCUCUUCGCUGCUUUCCUGUAA